Molecule: messenger RNA, 927 nt
Organism: Macadamia integrifolia
Lineage: Eukaryota; Viridiplantae; Streptophyta; Magnoliopsida; Proteales; Proteaceae
Product: thymocyte nuclear protein 1
Exons: 2
Coding region: 195-701 (168 amino acids)
Cellular component (GO): nucleus
Source: RefSeq, a predicted model, not a curated record
UGGCGCCAAAAGGGACCAAACAUCCAAUGGUUCCCGCCAGGGAGUGCAAUUCGAGGAGACGGGGGCUUGAGACUGCUUGAGAGACUCAGCCGUUUCAAUUUUAGUCUCUUUUUAGAAUCUUCUGCAGGAGAGUAGUUUGUAUCUAAAGAAGCGCUUGUUAAAUUCAGAGGGAGAGGGAGAAAGGAAGAAGGGAAAUGGAUGGUGGGAACAAGUACUGGCUGCUGAAGACGGAGGUGGGAGAGUGGUCGUGGGAGGACCAAGCGGCCAACGGGGGGAUAUCAAAGUGGGACGGAGUGAAGAACAAGCAAGCCCAGAAGAACAUGAAGUCCAUGAGAGUCGGCGAUCUCUGCUUCUUCUACCACUCUGGUCCCAAAGCACGUCGCAUCGUCGGCGUUGUCUCCGUCAUCAGGGAGUGGUAUAUGUAUAGUUGCGAAGGCCAAGGUAGCAAGAAGGGUGGAAAGGACGAAGAAGCAGGGGCUGUUGACGUUANAGCAGUGGGGGAGAUGAGGCGACCCGUGGAUUUGAAGGAGAUGAAAGCAGACGAUGGGUUGGAGAAGGGUUUCGCGUUAUUCAAGCAACCUCGUUUGUCUGUCGUUCCAGUCCCCAAUCAUGUCUGGGAUCGCCUCUGUGAGAUUGGUGGAGGAUAUGAACCUGCAGCAGUUGCAACUGCAGAUGAUGGCGCUGAUAUUGAAGAUGAAUGAACAAGCCCACAACCAUUCGUCUUUUGCGCCACAGCUGUAUGUAGUAAUGCCUAACCAGAACAAGUAACACCCCCCCCCCCCCCUUUUCUUCAGGCAUCAGGUGUCUCUGUAUUUUGGCCUUUCGAUGCUCUUAAAUUCUAAAUGUUUGUCCAGCCAAGCUUAUAGUUAUCUGGUUCUAUGUUCAUUCUUCUUGAAUCUUUACUGAGUGGAAAUGUGGAAUUUUAUC